Messenger RNA from Microtus oregoni (creeping vole), 1199 nucleotides. RefSeq names its product probable ATP-dependent RNA helicase DDX41. Bases 51 to 1034 code for a protein of 327 amino acids. Gene Ontology annotation, cellular component: spliceosomal complex. The record is from RefSeq and is a predicted model, not a curated record. Gene Ontology annotation, biological process: mRNA splicing, via spliceosome. The transcript has 8 exons. Gene Ontology annotation, molecular function: ATP binding; RNA helicase activity; zinc ion binding. Lineage: Eukaryota; Metazoa; Chordata; Mammalia; Rodentia; Cricetidae.
AGGGAAAGAAACAGCAUCAGCAGAAGGCAAAGUGGGCCUCUUAGCAGGUGAUGUCUCGGAGAGCCAGGCAGCCCGAACUGCAGGGUUUCUCCAUUUUCAGUGGUGUCCACAUGAUGGUAGCCACGCCUGGACGCCUCAUGGAUUUGCUCCAGAAGAAAAUGGUCAGCCUGGACAUCUGUCGCUACCUGGCCCUGGAUGAGGCUGACCGCAUGAUCGACAUGGGCUUUGAGGGUGACAUCCGUACCAUCUUCUCAUACUUCAAGGGCCAGCGGCAGACCCUGCUCUUUAGUGCCACCAUGCCAAAGAAGAUUCAGAACUUUGCCAAGAGUGCCCUGGUAAAGCCUGUCACCAUCAAUGUGGGACGUGCUGGAGCAGCCAGCUUGGAUGUCAUCCAGGAGGUGGAAUACGUGAAGGAGGAAGCCAAGAUGGUAUACCUGCUCGAGUGUUUGCAGAAGACACCCCCACCUGUGCUCAUUUUUGCAGAGAAGAAAGCGGAUGUGGAUGCCAUUCACGAAUACCUCCUGCUCAAGGGGGUUGAAGCGGUGGCCAUUCAUGGGGGCAAAGACCAGGAAGAGCGGACCAAGGCCAUUGAGGCAUUCCGGGAAGGCAAGAAGGAUGUCUUAGUGGCCACAGAUGUGGCCUCCAAAGGCCUCGACUUUCCUGCCAUCCAGCACGUCAUCAAUUAUGACAUGCCUGAAGAAAUCGAGAACUAUGUACACCGGAUUGGCCGCACCGGGCGUUCAGGAAACACAGGCAUUGCUACCACCUUCAUCAACAAGGCCUGUGACGAGUCAGUGCUCAUGGACCUCAAAGCCUUGUUGCUGGAGGCCAAGCAGAAGGUGCCGCCUGUCUUACAAGUGCUGCACUGUGGGGAUGAGUCCAUGUUGGACAUUGGAGGAGAACGGGGCUGUGCCUUCUGUGGAGGCCUUGGCCAUCGGAUCACUGACUGCCCCAAGCUUGAAGCUAUGCAGACCAAGCAGGUCAGCAAUAUUGGCCGCAAGGACUACCUGGCCCACAGUUCUAUGGACUUCUGAGCUGUCUCUUCCCUCCUCUCCCCAAGAGGCAUCAGUCCCAGGACUCCAGCCAGGCAUACACCAGCUCCCUUGGCCCAGCUGGCCUGGGCCACCCCAGUGCCCCCAGAAUUACUAUUUUUGUUCUCCUUUCCCGACUGCCAUUAAAGCACAAUCCCUUCUAUCUCA